AAAAUUGGACCCAAGGUAUAAUGGUUCUUGAUGCCUCAUAUCCAAGAACGAGCUGUCAGAGUGAACCACUAGAAAGGCACUGAUGAUGAAUGUGAGCUUAUCCUUUCCUCAGCCAUCAACAUUUCAUCCCUCCUUCUCCAGAAGCACAACACAAUUGCUGCACUCUUCUCUCUCAUUUCAUUCUCUUCAGAAACGCCGCCGUUUUGUCACUUGUGCUUCCUCCUCAGAGCUUCCACUUCUUCCUUUCCCUAUUGACCAGGUAUUAGUUCCUUCAGAGACAAAGACACUACAUUUGUAUGAAGCAAGAUACUUGGCACUCUUAGAGCAGUGUCUUUUCAAGAAGAAGAAGUUGUUUGUGCACUUUGUUCUAGAUCCUAUAGCCAUCAAUGAUACAUCAGGAGAAGUCUUUGCUCCCAGAUACCGUUGCUUGGUCGCAAUAGAGAAAGUUGAGCAAUUAGAGAUUGGUGCAUUGGUCUCUAUUAGGGGUAUAGGCCGUGUAAAAAUUCUGAAAUUUGAACAAGCAGAACCGUACUUGACAGGUGCAGUCAUACCAUUGCUGGACAACAUCCCACACAGCGAUGCAGAACUUAGUUCCAAAGUUUUGGAGAUGAAAGAAGCUCUCUGUAGUUUGAAUAGCUUGGAAAUAAAGCUGAAGGCUCCUCAGGAAGCUUUAUUGCAAACUUUAACUGCAAACUCUUUGAGAUGGUCUGAGAAGACACCUGUUCUGGAUUGUGACAACAGCUUCAUUCCACCCUUUGCUGAGCUCGUAUCCUUUGCAGCACUUCAACCUGUUUCUGGGUCGUCUGAGUCAGAAUUGCUGAAGCUGCAAAAAAAGAAGUUGAGAGCAAUGAACGUCAAGGAUACCUUAGAGAGACUUGAAGAUUCCAUAGGGUAUGUGCAAGAAAAUAUUUCAUUGGUAGCAGCCAAGCUUGCAAUUCAAUCUUUAGAUUCCCUGUUAUGAACGAAUUGCUGAACAGAUUCCUAUCUGGAACAUGAAAGCUUGCAUGAAAUGCUGAACUAGGUUCCUGUUAGCACACUAAAUUUGGUUGAACGAAGAGAUGCUGUAUAGAAAUCAUGACAUGGUCGCUUGUAUAUUUGUUUGGCAAAAGACCGUGUAUAUAUUUGUUGAGAAAGGAUGCUCAAGGGAGAUGAAGAAAUGUUUGUCAAUAGAGGUUACAGCUCAGUCUAUGCAUCUUCUAGUUGAAAGAAGAGCCUCAACAGUUUCAUCAAGAAAACAAGGACAGUAUUAGGAUUCCUAAUAUUAUUCGUCCACUGUGUAUCAGCAAGUCUUUGGCAUUUCAAGGAACAGAUAGUAUGUAAUAUUCACAAGGGAAUAAUGUAUUUAAUCUACUUGGUUUAUUCAGCAAAGUGCUGGUGUAUUACAAUGAUAUGUAUUUAUACCAUGGAUUUGCUUAUUUGAAUAUGGCUUUGAAGAA
Messenger RNA from Lycium ferocissimum, 1436 nucleotides. RefSeq lists its product as uncharacterized. The record is from RefSeq and is a predicted model, not a curated record. Lineage: Eukaryota; Viridiplantae; Streptophyta; Magnoliopsida; Solanales; Solanaceae.